UGUCAACUGUCGUCUGGCAUCUCUCGCUCGCCCUCUUCCCCAGUCCCAACACAGCACGGAACACCCGGGGUGCUCGAGGCGCGAACGCGGCGGCGGCGACGGCGACGGCCAGGGAAAGACCAUGGAGGACGACUACUCAGAAGCGCCAUCGCAGCAGCUUCCUAUGGACAUCAUCUACAAGAUCCUUGCCCACAUCUCUGAUCCAGCCUCUCUUGCUCGCCUUGCUUCAUCUUGCAAGUUCUGGCAUGAUCUCAUCAAGGACCCGACCUUCCUUGAUCGCCUUAGGAGGCGGCACGGUGACCAUGGUUUCACCCCAUCCCUCCUUCUUGGCUUCUUCUACCAGGACAAUAGAAGAUCUUCCCCGGAUCUCUGGCAGUAUCACAUUGACAAGACCCGUUGUUUGGCGCCAAGCUUCGUGCGGAUGUCUGAACUGACACAAUUCGUUGGCAGCAAAGCUGCCCGCAAUGCGAGGAAGCUACUAUCCCUUGAAACAUUCAUUCCAGGUCUUGGUACAAGCCUCAACUUCUAUAAGCCCGUUGCGUCACAGGACAGCUUCCUGGCCCUCCGCCGCAAAUCGAAAGACACCGAUGGUCAGACCAUUAAGGAUUUGAUAUGCGUCUGUAAUGCUCUCACUGGUGAAGUCUUUGAGAUUCCUAGCCUCAGAGUUAAUAGGCGUACUGACCAUUAUGCGUUGUUUGUCACCAAUGAUGUCGACCUGUCUGGACGUGCGUCCCAGUCCUUCCAACUGAUUAGCAUUUGGGUCAUAAAGGCAAAGAAAUUCGUCUCUUUGUGCUACAGCUCGAAGACUGGAACGUGGACAGCAUGUGAAGGAGUUCCUGAGCUAAUGCAUGGCCUUUACUUGGUGUCGAACUCAGCCGCUUCUUCUGAUGGUGUCGUCCGUUGGCUCUGUGGUAGCUGGAGACAAAUGACACUCACUCACAUCGCCACGCUGAACGUUGGCAAUAUGGAGCUGUCUUACCUGGAGCUCCCACCUGAAGGAAAGCGCAACAAUGCGCCAUUGCUGGGGAGUUCAGCAGACGGGGGUCUUCUGUUGCUCUUCGCGCAAGGCCUUCAGAUGUCACUUUGGAAGCACAGCAGUGCGGUUGGCAGUGACAGCAGCGGGUGGGUGCUUUCUGAAAGGAUUGACAUGAGAAGUUCGUUGCCGCCGCGGGUGGGUAUCAGGGCAAAGGUCAGGCCGGAGAUGUUCCGAGGGAAGAGUGGCACGGUGGUGCUCUGGGUGGAUGAGGAAGGCCUCUUUCUGUUCAGUCUUAGCGAUAGGUCAUUGAGGAAAAUUGACAGUGAGUAUGUGACCAAGAAGUACUUCCUCUGUCCGUAUGAGAUUGAUUGGCUAUCCUGCCUCGCGAUCACAAACCUGACCGUCGAUGGCUCGUUGUCGCUGGACGUAAAGAGAGAAAGGGCACAAGGCAGAUGGAGGGCGUUAAUGGGCACAAAUUUGGCGGCGAACACUGCAUAUUGAUGUCCAGGAACAGCAUCGAUCUUGUUUAAAGUUGGUGGCACAACUGCCAUGAUUUUUGCAAUACUGCUUAAUGUAUUUCCUGUUAGUAUGACUAUUAUUAUGGUGAUUAUCAGAUUGAUACUUCAGUCUAAUGGCAUUCUCUGUCGAACCUCUUUGCUCC
Molecule: messenger RNA, 1637 nt
Organism: Lolium perenne
Lineage: Eukaryota; Viridiplantae; Streptophyta; Magnoliopsida; Poales; Poaceae
Molecular function (GO): protein binding
Source: RefSeq, a predicted model, not a curated record